AUGGAUUCGCCAGCAUCCCCCCGCGAGGCCUCCGACGAGUCAAUUCCCAGUCACCACAACGAGAUCGAUCGAGAUCAUAACUUUGAGGAGACGGAUCUUCAGCCAACGCAGAAACCCAGAGUUCUUCCGGACGAUUUACCCACGUCAUUGGACGAUCGGCGCUCUGUGCCUAUGUUCCAAGAGACGGAGAUGUACGAUGCCUGGCAAGGCCAAUCCCAAUUCCUCACAACCCCCAUCGCCGCAAAGCCACUCAGCUUCAGUCUCGCGCUCGACGACCACUCACACGACGACGAACAUACUCUCCAAGCUCAGUAUGGGCGCGGGCUCGUGGCCUCGCUGGACGACGAUAACGCGUCCACCAUCACCGCACGUCUAGAGGACAGCGACGCUCGGUUAAUGGAGAUGCUGGCGGCACAGGCGGCGCACCGGGAACUUGAAUCGCUGGAGGCGGAUGAGGACGCCAUUGCGAGCGACGAGAAGCUUACGGACGAGGAGAAGCGAAAGAUCUUGCAGCGGAGCUUGAAUAUGGCGGCGAGUAAUGGCGAUGUGGACCGCGUGCAUAAGCUGGUGGGGGGCAAGGCGAAGGACUACGUUGAUGUGAAUAUGCCGGAUGAGGAGGGGACGGUCCCGCUGAUCUAUGCGAGCUGUUUUGGACAUCAGGAUGUUGUUUCGGCGCUGCUCGAUGCCGGGGCCAAUGUCGACCAGCAGGACCGGAAUCAGUGGAGCGCGCUGAUGUGGGCGAUGACGAACCGGCACAAGACCAUUGCGAAGAUUCUUCUCGAUCAUGGUGCCUCGCCGGACAUCAAGUCUUCAUCCGGCGGGACCGCGUUCGACUUUGCUCAGCCGGGAAGCGAGAUCUCCGAGUAUUUACAUGAGAAUGGGUACAAUUUCGGACCGAGUGCGAUCGAGGAUGAUUUUUACGAUUCUGGGUUCGCACAUGGUCGGUUUGAGGAGGAGAUUGCGGAGAAUGAGAUGAAGCGGCGCAUGAUGAUGGAGGAGAGCGCUAUCAACUUGGAGGUCGAUUUAUCGAGUCUGGGGCUCGAUGAAAAGUUCGAACCGCUCGACGAGGACGAUCUGGAAGAUGAGCAGCAAGAGUUUGUCUGGGACCGAUGCUUAAAUGAUCAGAUGUUCGUGUUCCAAGAGCAUGAACUAGAACGAAUCCUGGACAUCAUCAUCACCAACAUGACCCCGCAACGUUCACCGUCACAGAAACCGGUGCCCGCAAAUCUCCUGUUCCUCAGCGCGCGAUAUGCCCAUUAUCAUGCCAAUCCCGAACUGCUGGCGGAUCUCCUCAAUUCGGCGACGGAGAAGAUCAAUGACGUCGUUGAACGACAUCAGUGGGACAUGACCAUACUCGCAUUCUGGAUGUCAAACGCGACUCUGCUUUUGCAUUAUUUGAAGAAGGACGCAGGCUUGGUAGAGUCGACUGUUGAGUUUCAACUACACCUGGCAGAGCUUAUCAAUGAGAUAUUCAUCUUGAUCAUCCGCGACGCUGAGCGUCGGAUGAACAAGGUGCUCGACGCUGCGAUGCUGGAUCAUGAGACCAUACCAGGACUGGAAGAUGUGGCCUUCCAGAAUGAAUGGAAGCUCUUCCGGCCCAAGAAUAAGACAAAAGCCCCCGAACCUGCUGACAAGCGGUUUCGGCCACCGUCUCCAAGACGAAGAGCGCAAGUGUCGCCGCGAAAUAUUACUUCUUUACUAUCUUCGACCUUAUUUGUCCUCGAUCUCUACGACGUACAUUCGGUCAUCACCACACAGAUCCUCUCGCAGCUCCUUUACUGGCUUGGGGCUGAAUUAUUCAAUCGAAUUAUGACGACCAAGAGAUACCUCGCGCGAACCAAAGCCAUGCAGAUCCGGAUGAACGUGUCCACCCUGGAGGAUUGGGCACGUACCAACAAUAGGCAGCCGGAGCACUAUGAGAAUGGGUCGACGACGUGCACCGGUGAAAGCACCAUGGAAAGCGCGCGCAAGCACCUGGCGCCGGUCAUUCAGCUCCUGCAGUGGCUACAAUGUUUCUCGUCAUUGGGAGAUGACCAUGAGUCUCUCGUCACUACCUUGCUGCAAUUGCAGCAGCUGACCCCCGCCCAGCUCCUCCAUGCAGUGAAAUCGUAUCGACCGGAGGUGGGAGAAAAGGGUCUUACAAAGCAAGCGAUGAAGCUUCUACUUGAUCUUCAACGCGAUCCCGAUCUCCUUGCCCGAGAGCAGCUGAGACUACAAGGCGCCACGGAGCAAGGAACCGCGGGCGAGCCAGGACCGAAAGACGGUCGUCCAGAAACCCCUGGACAAGACCGGCCUUCGAACGUCCCAGCUCCCGUCACCCCUGAGGCAUCCACGCGCAGCAUGGCGUCGCCUGGUUCUGCCAGUGCGUCGCCCCGUCUGGGGCAACCAUCACGGCCCGAUGAGCGAAACGGGACGAACUCGGUGUUCCUGGAUCCAUCGCUUACUCUACCUUUCUCCUUACCUACCAGCACCGACAUGUUGAUCAGCUACGGGGCAGGAUGGGGAGGAACCAACCGAGAACGAGCGCGAAAGUACAUUCCCACGGUUCCCCCCGAGGUUCUGACCCGGUUCGACCGCGAUGGAUGA
Aspergillus fischeri NRRL 181 is the source of this 2586-nucleotide messenger RNA. RefSeq names its product DIL and Ankyrin domain protein. The transcript has 4 exons. Bases 1 to 2586 code for a protein of 861 amino acids. Gene Ontology annotation, molecular function: GTPase binding. Lineage: Eukaryota; Fungi; Ascomycota; Eurotiomycetes; Eurotiales; Aspergillaceae. The record is from RefSeq and is a predicted model, not a curated record.